CGACAACAAAUGCAGCAACAAAUGCAGCAACAACUAAUCCAGCAACAAAUGCAGCGACAAAUGCGGCAACAACAAAUGCAGUGACAGCAAAUGAAGCAACAACUAAUUCAGCAACAAAUGCAGUUACAAAUGUGGCGACAUCAAAAUCAGCGACAAACGCAGUUACAAAUACGGCGACAACAGAUUCAGCAACAAAUGCAGUGACGAAUGCGGCGACAACUAAUUCAGCAACAAAUGCAGUGACGAAUGCGGCAACAACUAAUUCAGCAACAAAUGCAGCAGCAACAAAUGCAGCGACAACAAUUGCAGCAACAAAUGCAAUGAUGAAUGUGGCGACAACAAAUGCAGCAACAACUAAUUCAGCAACAAAUGCAGUUACAAAAGUGACAGCAAAUGAAGCAACAACAAGUGCAGCAACAACAAAUGAACCAACAACUAAUUCAGCAACAAAUGCAGCGACGGAUGCGGCAACAACAAAUGCAGUGACAGCAAAUGAAGCAACAACUAAUUCUGCAACAAAUGCAGUUACAAGUGUGGUGACAUCAAAAUCUGCAACAAAUGCAGUUACAAAUAUGGCAACAACAGAUUCAGCAACAAAUGCAGUGACAAAUGCGGCGACAACUAAUUCAGCAACAAAUGCAGCAGCAACAAAUGCAGCGACAACAAUUGCAGCAACAAAUGCAGGGACGAAUGUGGUGACAACAAAUGCAGCAACAACUAAUCCAGCAACAAAUGCAGCGACAAAUGCGGCAACAACAAAUGCAGUGACAGCAAAUGAAGCGACAACUAAUUCAGCAACAAAUGCAGUUACAAAUGUGGCGACAUCAAAAUCAGCGACAAACGCAGUUACAAAUACGGCGACAACAGAUUCAGCAACAAAUGCAGUGACGAAUGCGGCGACAACUAAUUCAGCAACAAAUGCAGUGACGAAUGCAGCAACAACUAAUUCAGCAACAAAUGCAGCGACAACAAUUGCAGCAACAAAUGCAAUGACGAAUGUGGCGACAACAAAUACAGCAACAACAAAUGCAGUGACAACAAAUGCAGCAAAAACUAAUUCAGCAACAAAUGCAGUUACAAAAGUGACAGCAAAUGAAGCAACAACAAGUGCAGCAACAACAAAUGAAGCAACUAAUUCAGCAACAAAUGCAGUUACAAAUGCGGCGACCACAAAUUUGGCAACAAAUGCCGUGACAACAAAUGCAGCAGCAACUAAUUCAGCUACAAAUGCAGCAACAAAUGCGGCAACAACAAAUGCAGUGACAGCAAAUGAAGCAACAACUAAUUCAGCAACAAAUGCAGUUACAAAUGUGGCAACGUCAAAAUCAGGAACAAACGCAGUUACAAAUACGGCGACAACAGAUUCAGCAACAAAUGCAGUGACGAAUGCGGCGACAACUAAUUCAGCAACAAAUGCAGUGAUGAAUGCGGCGACAACUAAUUCAGCAACAAAUGUAGUGACGAAUGCGGCGACAACUAAUUCAGCAACAAAUGCAGCGACAACAAAUGCAGCAACAACUAAUUCAGCAACAAAUGCAGCGACGGAUGCGGCAACAACAAAUGCAGUGACAGCAAAUGAAGCAACAACUAAUUCUGCAACAAAUGCAGUUACAAGUGUGGUGACGUCAAAAUCUGCAACAAAUGCAGUUACAAAUACGGCGACAACAGAUUCAGCAACAAAUGCAGUGACGAAUGCGGCGACAACUAAUUCAGCAACAAAUACAGUGACGAAGGCGGCGACAACUAAUUCAGCAACAAAUGCAGCAGCAACAAAUGCAGCGACAACAUUUGCAGCAACAAAUGCAGUGACGAAUGUGGUGACAACAAAUGCAGCAACAAACGCAGCAACAACAAAUGCAGUGACAACAAAUGCAGCAACAACUAAUUCAGCAACAAAUGCAGUUACAAAAGUGACAGCAAAUGAAGCAACAACAAGUGCAGCAACAACAAAUGAAGCAACAACUAAUUCAGCAACAAAUGCAGUUACAAAUACAGUUACAAAUGCAGUUACAAAUGCGGCGACCACAAAUUUGGCAACAAAUGCAGUGACAACAAAUGCAGCAACAACUAAUUCAGCGACAAAUGCAGCGACAGAUGUGGCAACAACAAAUGCAGUAACAGAAAUUGAAGCAACAACUAAUUCUGCAACAAAUGCAGUUACAAGUGUGGCGACGUCAAAAUCAGCAACAAACGCAGUUACAAAUACGGCGGCAACAGAUUCAGCAACAAAUGCAGUGACGAAUGCGGCGACAACUAAUUCAGCAACAAAUGCAGUGACGAAUGCGGCGACAACUAAUUCAGCAACAAAUGUAGUGACGAAUGCGGCGACAACUAAUUCAGCAACAAAUGCAGCAGCAACAAAUGCAGCAGCAACAAAUGUGGCGACAACAAACGCAGCAACAACAAAUGUAGCAACAAAUGCAGCAGCAACUAAUUCAGCAACAAAUGCAGUUACAAAUGCGGCGACUACACAUUUUGCAACGAAUGCCGUGACAACAAAUGCAGCAACAACUAAUUCAGCUACAAAUGCAGCAACAAAUGCGGCAACAACAAAUGCAGUGACAGCAAAUAAGGCAACAACUAAUUCAGCAACAAAUGCAGUUACAAAUGUGGCGACGUCAAAAUCAGCAACAAACGCAGUUACAAAUACGACGACAACAGAUUCAGCAACAAAUGCAGUGACGAAUGCGGCGACAACUAAUGCAGCAACAAAUGCAGCGACAACAAUUGCAGCAACAAAUGCAGUGACGAAUGUGGCGACAACAAAUGCAGCAACAAAGGCAGCAAUAACAAAUGCAGCAACAAAUGCAGUGACAACAAAUGCAGCAACAACUAAUUCAGCAACAAAUGCAGUUACAAAAGUGACAGCAAAUGAAGCAACAACAAGUGCAGCAACAACAAAUGAAGCAACAACUAAUUCAGCAACAAAUGCAGUUACAAAUGCAGUUACAAAUACAGUUACAAAUGCGGCGACCACAAAUUUGGCAACAAAUGCAGUGACAACAAUAGCAGCAACAACUAAUUCAGCAACAAAUGCAGCGACAGAUGCGGCAACAACAAAUGCAGUGACAGCAAUUGAAGCAACAACUAAUUCUGCAACAAAUGCAGUUACAAGUGUGGCGACGUCAAAAUCAGCAACAAACGCAGUUACAAAUACGGCGACAACAGAUUCAGCAACAAAUGCAGUGACGAAUGCGGCGACAACUAAUUCAGCAACAAAUGCAGUGACGAAUGCGGCGACAACUAAUUCAGCAACAAAUGUAGUGACGAAUGCGGCGACAACUAAUUCAGCAACAAAUGUAGUGACGAAUGCGGCGACAACUAAUUCAGCAACAAAUGCAGCAGCAACAAAUGCAGCAGCAACAAAUGCAGCAGUGACAAAUGCAGUGACAAAUGCGGCAACAACUAAUUCAGCAACAAAUGCAGCAGCAACAAAUGCAGCAGCAACAAAUGCGGCGACAACAAACGCAGCAACAACAAUUUCAGCAACAAAUGCAGUUACAAAAGUGACAACAAAUGAAGCAACAACAAGUGCAGCAACAACAAAUGAAGCAACAACUGAUUCAGCUACAAAUGCAGUUACAAAUGCGGUGACUACAAAUUUUGCAACGAAUGCCAUGACAACAAAUGCAGCAGCAACUAAUUCAGCUACAAAUGCAGCAACAAAUGCGGCAACAACAAAUGCAGUGACAGCAAAUGAAGCAACAACUAAUUCAGCAACAAAUGCAGUUACAAAUGUGGCGACGUCAAAAUCAGGAACAAACGCAGUUACAGAUACGGCGACAACAGAUUCAGCAACAAAUGCAGUGACGAAUGCGGCGACAACUAAUUCAGCAACAAAUGCAGUGACGAAUGCGGCGACAACUAAUUCAGCAACAAAUGUAGCGACGAAUGCGGCGACAAUUAAUUCAGCAACAAAUGCAGCGACAACAAUUGCAGCAACAAAUGCAGUGACAAAUGCGGCAACAACUAAUUCAGCAACAAAUGCAGCAGCAACAAAUGCGGCGACAACAAACGCAGCAACAACAAAUGCAGCAACAAAUGCAGAGACAACAAUUGCAGCAACAACUAAUUCAGCAACAAAUGCAGUUACAAAAGUGACAGCAAAUGAAGCAACAACAAGUGCAGCAACAACAAAUGAAGCAACAACUGAUUCAGCUACAAAUGCAGUUACAAAUGCGGCGACUACAAAUUUUGCAACGAAUGCCGUGACAACAAAUGCAGCAGCAACUAAUUCAGCUACAAAUGCAGCAACAAAUACGGCAACAACAAAUGCAGUGACAGCAAAUGAAGCAACAACUAAUUCAGCAACAAACGCAGUUACAAAUACGGCGACAACUAAUUCAGCAACAAAUGCAGCGACAACAAUUGCAGCAACAAAUGCAGUGACGAAUGUGGCGACAACAAAUGCAGCAACAAACGCAGCAACAACAAAUGCAGCAACAAAUGUAGUGACAACAAAUGCAGCAACAACUAAUUCAGCAACAAAUGCAGUUACAAAAGUGACAGCAAAUGAAGCAACAACAAGUGCAGCAACAACAAAUGAAGCAACUAAUUCAGCAACAAAUGCAGUUACAAAUGCGGCGACCACAAAUUUGGCAACAAAUGCAGCGACAGCAAAUGCAGCAACAACUAAUUCUGCAACAAAUGCGGUUACAAGUGUGGCGACGUCAAAAUCAGCAACAAACACAGUUACAAAUACGGCGACAACAGAUUCAGCAACAAAUGCAGUGACGAAUGCGGCGACAACUAAUUCAGCAACAAAUGCAGCAGCAACAAAUGCAGCAGCAACAAAUGCAGCAACAACAAUUGCAGCAACAAAUGCAGUGACAAACGUGGCGACAACAAAUGCAGCAACAAACGCAUCAACAACAAAUGCAGUGACAACAAAUGCAGCAACAACUAAUUCAGCAACAAAUGCGGUUACAAAAGUGACAGCAAAUGAAGCAACAACAAGUGCAGCAACAAAUGCAGUUACAAAUGUGGUGACAACAAAUUCAGCAAUAAAUGCAGCAACAACUAAUACAGCAAUAAAUGCAGUUUCAAAUGCAGCGACAACAAAUGCAGCAACAAACGCAUUUACAAAUGUAGCGACAAAAGCAGCAACAUCAAAUGCAGCAACAGCUAAUACAGCAACAAAUGCGGUGACAACAAUUGCAGCAACAAAUGCACUGACGAAUGUGGCGACAACAAAAGCAAUAACAACUACAGUAGCAAAACCUGUUAUAACAACAAAGCUAGCAACAACAGAAGCAAUAACAACUACAUUGAUAACACCUGUUGAAAUGACAACACUAGAAACAAAAGAAUCUACAAGAACCGUCGCAAAAACUGAGACAACAAAUGCAGUUACAACAUCUGGUGCAAUAAUAACUUUGGCAAACACAAAAACUGCAACGUCAACGACUGAGAAAAAAACAACGGUGACGACCCUUUCAGAAAAAACAACAGGAGCAACGAUAGAAAAUUCAAUCAUCGUCACCAAAAGAGUAAUUUUCAGGUCUCUUCAAGACACAUUCACAAAUGUCUUACAAGAUCCAACAUCUCCAGCUUUCCAAAAUAGAGCAGGAAUGAUAAAACAACAGCUUGAGCCAAUAUUUCUGGACGCUUUUCCUAUGUCCUUCAAGUCCCUGGAUGUAAUCGCAUUCAGAAAUGGCUCAAUUAUUAAUGAAAUGGAUUCUGUGUUUACAAGCACAUCAACGCCAAGUAACAACGAAAUUUCAAGCGUCUUGUCCAGUGCAGCAUCAAACGUAGUUGGCUUUGACAUUGAAACAAGCUCCAUAAUUGUUGAUUCUACAACAACAGAAGUCACAACAACACCAGCAGAAAUGACAACUACAGCUAAAACACUUGCUGUGACUGAGACAUCAACUGUGGUGGCAACACUUGUUAAAACAACAACGGCAACACCAGAAACAACAGCUGCAGAGACCACACCUAUUGAAACUACAACCAUAGCUGCAACUAAAGCAUCAACUGCAGUGACAACAUCUAUUGCAACACCAGAAAGAAUAACUGCUGUGACAACACCCGCUGAAGGUACAGCCUCAACCAUUGCUCCAACUGAAGCAAGAAUUGCCAUGACAACAGUUGGUGAAUCAACAAUUCUAACAAUAAAACCCACUACAACAACAAAUGCGGUGACGAAUGCAGAAACAACAAAUGCAUCAACAAAUGCAGUGACAGCAAAUGAAGCAACAACAAAUGCAGCGACAGCAAAAGAAGCAAAAACUACUUCAGCAACAAAUGCAGUUACAAAUGUGGCGACGUCAAAAUCAGCAACAAACGCAGUCACAAAUAUGGCGACAACAAAUGUAGUGACAACAAAUGCAGCAACAGAUAAUUCAGCAACAAUUGCAACAACAAAUGCAGUGACAAAUGCAGUGACAAAUGUGGCGACAACAAAUGCAGCAACAAACACAGUAACGAAUACGGCGACAACAAAUGCAGUGACAACAAAUAAAGCGACAACUAAUACAAAAACAAAUGCAGUUACAAAUGCGGCAGCAACAAAUGCAGCAACAACUAAUUCAGUAACAAAUGCAGUGACAACAAAUGCAGCCACAACUAAUUCAGCAACAAAUGCAGCGACAAAUGCGGCGACAACAAAUGCAGCAACAAAUGCAGUGACAGCAAAUGCAGUGACAACAAAUGAAGCAACAACAAAUGCAGCAACAAACGCAAUGCAGCAACAAUCGCAGUGA
Molecule: messenger RNA, 6704 nt
Organism: Nerophis lumbriciformis (worm pipefish)
Lineage: Eukaryota; Metazoa; Chordata; Actinopteri; Syngnathiformes; Syngnathidae
Source: RefSeq, a predicted model, not a curated record